AUGGGAUUGAGCCCUGGGGCCUGACAGCCUCUCGCUGCAGAAGAGGUACAGCAUGAACAGCUGCAAUGCAAGUUUCCUGGCCCUGCCACAACAAUGCUCUUCGUUCUUGAUCAUCUCUAGGGACAAAAGGGUAGUCCUUUCUCCACAUCUACCCCAUGCUUUGGUUCUCUGCUGCCAGGACCAGCUAGCAUCAUGGUUUGUAUGGCAUCUUACCACUGAGAACAGGACUAAAAUCACCCAUGUGUUUCAUCUAGACCAGAGUCAUCAUGUAGGAUCAACAUUUGGUCAUUGUCAAACUGGGCCAGAGUUCAAGUAAUCGAGAGAGAAAUCCUGUUACCCAUAAACUUUAGCAAUCCGGUCCCCUCCCCCUUUCUUCCCUCCCUCUUUCUUCCCUGUUUACAGCGUAUUGCAUUUCUAUUUCAUUGACCAUCCUUGCAUUGUAGGACAGGGUAAACAGGAGCACUGAAUGGCCUUGGUAACAUUCCCUGGGCUCAGCUGGUGAAAACUGGUAGAACUCCACUGAAGUCAAUGUAGUGAUUACAAUUUAAACUUGCUGAACACUGGGUCCGUUUAUCGAAUCACAUGCAGCUCUUCAGAAUGAGAAGGGUUAAUGUAAUUGUAAAGUAGGAUGGGGAUUCACAUGGAUGUGACUAAGUCCUUCUUUCAAACAGAAUUAGGAAAUAGACAUUGAACAGAAAAAUCUCAAGUGACAAAUCUGACCUGCAGCCUGCAGAUGGAUUGCUGCUGUCCUUUCAAACAGUGUGAGGAAUGUUUUUUCCAUUACAAUUAAUUUAGCUUUUUCAAAGUCACUGUAUCAUAUGGCAGGUAAUCAAAUGACCAUGACAGCUAACCCUUACAUGCCUGCUGUGAAGCUAAACAUGAGCUGUGAUGUUUGGCCCUAGAGCCACAUUUCCAGCAUCUGGGUUGGGCUCAUCUCUAGUCAAUUCUUUUCUUUUUCCCUACAAAACUCCAGGCCCUCUUCUACUAGUGUGGAUUUCUGGAAGCUGCUCUCAGAUUUGUUAUAUACUUAUUCCAAUGUACCACGUUCACUGUGGAAUUGGCACUGUAAGAGAAUAAACACCAUGGACUGUGUCCUCUCUCUGCCUCCUCCCUCCUUUGAAGUACCAGGGCACAUGAAAGCCACCGCUGCAUGAGCUACAUCCAUCAUACAGCACACACAAAAAUCUUUAGCCUGCCUUUUGAUAAUGACCAUAGACAACACUAGGACUCUUUCGUUGAGCCCUGGUGCAGCCUGGGGCUGUCUGGAUCGUCUCUCAUUUACAAGUAAACAAAAUCAUAAGUUGAGCUUGGCUGGCAUCCAGUCUCCUUUCCCCACUUCCCACAGCUGCGUGCACCACCUCUGCUCCAAUCAGAACUCAAAAGCCUCCAUGUGCUGGAGCUGAGCUCGAGCCCUUAAAUAGCUCUGUGAUGAGGAAACAGCUGUUAAGGUCCAUGGAUCAGAGAUGCUGCCAUAAGCUCACCUGCCAGACCCCUUUCUCUCCUCCUGCUUUCACAGCAGUGGUACUCUUCACCAGAGGCAUUUGAUCCCUGUCGUUUUCAUCUGGGAGCUGUAUGCUCGAUAUCUCUGGCCAGCACGCGAACAGCACAGAGCAUGGAGAUUCUGGGAAGGUGUGAGUCCUUUUCCCUCUGGAUAAUUGUGUUGUCCUUUGGAAGGGUUCUCUCCGUGGAUUUCUCUUACCUGGGAUCCUCCCUGAGCCUGCAGUCCUCCUUCCAGGAGGACAACACAACACAGGUACUUUUAUAUUACCGAGGGAUUGCUUCUCCUUGUUCCAGUACCGAAGAUGGGAUUUGCAGGGCUAUGAACUGCACUUCCAGGAUCCCCGCUGCAGGUUUUCAGAACUCCACAGUCCCGUGCCAGCUAGAGGGAGAGGCGGCCAUCUUCCCUGCUUCCCCAGGAUCCUUCCCCAUGAGACUCUCCAGCUGCUGCUGGUCCCAGACUGUGCUCCCUCCCAAUGAGGAUAACAACUCCAGUGUCCAGUUUGAGAUGGUGAUGACUUAUACCCUGGGUGCUCGCUCUGAUACAGGAUCGACAAACACCUCUCCGCAGACGCCGCUGCCGCCUCCUCUCAGAGUUCCCCAAAACUGUGCUACAUUCUAUAAUCUGAGCGUCUCAGACCAAGAUGGGGAUGUAGUGAGGUGCCGAUAUGGGCGUCGAGAGGAGCUUGCCUGUGCUUUCUGCAAGAAGUACCCUUUUCUGCAUUUGGAUGAGGAUGGAUGCACCCUUAUGUACGAUGGAAUGGGCUCCGAAGGCACCUACCCGGUGGAGCUGAUGGUGGAGGAUUUCCCCAGGAAAACGGUGGUCCUGAAAUUUGAGGAUGGGAUGCAUGAGAUUCAUUCAUACAGUGCUUCAGGACAGGGCUGGAAUGAAGCCCUAAGUUCUGUCCCACUUCAGUUCACCUUAACAGUGGAGAAGCCAGUAGAUGACUGUGCCUUUGGAAUUAGAAGGCCAAUAUUUAUCAGCCCAACCCCAAGCGAUGGGGACAGGAUCAGCGUGCUGCCCUAUGAGGACGUUUCCUUCACAGUGAUGGCUGUCAGCGCAGGAGAAAGGAUGGCGGACUUGCAGGUUCUGGGUCCUUAUGGGCUGCACACAUUGGGUCCGUGGAUGGCAGACGAUCUCUGCACUGUGUCUGUGAAUAUCACCUGGGAGAGCACGAACCCUGUGAGAUUGCGCCAGGUUCCUGUAUGUUUUGUGGCCAGCACAUUGUCUGGAUUACAGUCUGAGCUCAGAUGCAUUUGGAUUGUGCAGAAAGCUGCUGAUUACCCACAGGGCACAGUUCUGCUGUGUCUUGAGGAUCGAAUGCAGCUCUCUGUUCCCCGAUCUAGUUUAGGAGACGUGCAGGAAAGUGAUCUUCAGAAGAAUAACCCUGAAUGCCUGAUCAGCAGCAACAGCACGCACCUUCUAGUCAAGAUCCCACUUGAUGUGUGUGGAACCAGGGUGAAGGAAGAUCCACCUUUCUUCAUCUUCACCAACAAAAUAAUUGGUCGACACCAAGGAGCAUUGUCCAGUCCAUUCAAGAAAACCCUGGCCAUCCCAGUGAGCUGCAAAUACACCAAACAGGAGGAGGGAGCUGGCAGCAACUACUGCCCUUUUGUGGGCCCCACAGAUAAAGGCUUUGGCAACUUCAGCUUUGAUAUUAGAUUCAGCACACAGACUGCAGGUGGGAUGAGAUCAUUAGAACAGGGGGCUUCCAUUAAUGCCAGUGUCAAUGACCAAUUAUUUAUCAGUGUGUCGGCCAAGAGCGACCUGGCUGAUGCCCAGCUGGUGGUGCAAUCCUGUCAGGUGCUAGGCAGCCAGGACUCUUCCAAUGGCAUCUUCAUCAUACAAAAAGGAUGCUUGAAUUACAAGGCAGCCAAAGAAGUGAUUCUGGAAGAUUCCAAGGACAAGGUGUACAGCCUCAGGCUCUCCUCAGUAGCCGACACCGUUCCUGAGGUGUUUGUAACUUGUGAUGUGAAGCUGUGUCGCAGCUUGAGCAGGUCCAGGCUAUGCCCUUCACGGUGCAGGUCCUUCCAAAGCAAUGAUUCGCCAUGGAAGAUACUAGAAACAAAGAUCCAUCGGAUCACUGCUGGGCCAAUCCGGAUCACCAAGGGCCCUUCCAGUGGUACCAACUACACUGCCUUAGUGGUUGGGAUAGUGCUGGGCUGCACAGUGGUGUGUGUCGUCUUUCUGCUGGUGAAGAAGUCCUUUGUGGGGGUGCCAUACAGGAAUGUAUCCCUAAGAAUAUGAGACUAUCACUGCAAAGGGCAUUUAAGGAAGUCAGAUGGUUGGGAAGAUUACUGCACUUGAAGGACACAACUGAAAAUUCCGAGAGAGAGCAACAUCAAAGUUUGUGGGAAUCCGAUGCUGAGCAGAUUGCUUAUUGCAGCAUUUCUGAGUUUGGUACGGGUACCACUGGUGGUACUAAGUCCAUAAUCAAGUGGUGUAUGGGUGCUUCUAGGAUCCACUAUGACACUGAUUAAAAAAAGAAUGUGGAAAACACCGGAUACUUGUGACUUUUAGAUGUGGUUUGCUUAACGACUUGUCUUCACUGCAACAGAUAGCUUAAGUUAUUCCUCUGAAGUUCGCCUAGCUCAAGUAAGUGUAACCACAUUGUGAAAAAACACUCAAGCUGCAC
Caretta caretta (loggerhead turtle) is the source of this 4133-nucleotide messenger RNA. RefSeq lists its product as uncharacterized. NCBI's taxonomy places the organism in Eukaryota, Metazoa, Chordata, Testudines, Cheloniidae. The record is from RefSeq and is a predicted model, not a curated record.